GAUCCACGUCAAGCUUGAAGAAGCCUCCAGCCACGCGGUCCGGGACCCAGCUUGUGGUCUGGACCGGGAUAGUAGAACCGUGUCUAGUUCCGCUGUAGCGUGGUUAGUUGGGUGGUCACCACCCGAGACUAUGUUGUGUUAAUAUCCUGGGGUAUGUUGUGCUAAGAAUUUAAUAAAAGUGUUGCUCCCAAGACAACGUCUGCCACUCAGUUGGACUCACUAAAUAAACAUAACACAUCCGUAGCCAGAUGUGGUUGCUGUGUCUGACAAAAAAAGACUGACUGUGUGUGGGCUUUAAUUGCCUCGUUCCCCAGGAAAUCUCAAAGCAGGAAAACAAAACCGAUGAAGUCCCAGCGCCCGAGCGAGGAGGCUCCGAGCGCUGGUCGUGACUCUGGUGCCAGAGACGAAUUCGGCCCAAACGACUCAUCGUGCUGGAAGGAAGAAGCCGCCGACAUGAGUUCGACUCUGGGCAUCAGCCUGUACGCGAGCCGCAAGCGCAAGAAGCCCGUCCAGCGCAGGAAUUCAGUUCCUGAACAUGAUGCCAGCACAUGGAGUGAACCGUUGGACAUCAUGCCAAACACAUGCCCUAAGAUGGAGGGCGGCCCGGCGGUCAAGACCAACCCGUCCAAGCGGCACCGCGACCGCCUCAACUCGGAGAUGGAACGGCUGGCUGGCAUGCUGCCUUUCCCCCAGGACGUCGUGGCCAAACUGGACAAGCUGUCCAUCCUGCGACUGAGUGUCAGUUAUCUACGCGCCAAGACCUACUUCAACGUCACGACGAAUCGGAGUCAGAACCAGCUCACAAAUGGAAAGCAAAUGUACGGUGGCUCGAUGGGCCCAGGGCCACCUGGAAUCCAACCUGACCUGGACACACCUAUAGCAGAGGGGGAGCACCUGCUGCAGGCUCUCAAUGGCUUUGUGUUGGUGGUGACGGCUGAGGGACUGGUAUUUUACGUCUCCCAUACCAUCCAGGAGUAUCUGGGCUUCCAUCAGUGCGACGUGGUCCAUCAAAGUGUAUACGAACUGGUCCACUCUGAAGAUAGAUACGAGUUCCUUCGACAACUCCAUUGGGCUCUCAAGCCACCACCAGCAGCCAGAGAUGCACACAAAGAUGGUUCAGGUGACCAGGAUGGCAGCACAUCAUCAGUGGCAGUAUACAACCCACAGCAGCUACCGCCUGAAAACUCCUCCUUCCUCGAACGCCAGUUCAUUUGCCGCUUCCGCUGUCUACUUGACAACUCCUCUGGCUUCCUGGCUUUGCAGAUGCAGGGACGCCUCAAGUUCUUGCAUGGUCAGAACCGUCGUUCGGCGGAUGGGUCUCUUCAACCCGCGCAGCUGGCGCUGUUCGCGGUCGCCACCCCUCUCCAGUCGCCCUCUAUCCUGGAGAUCCGCACCCGCAACAUUAUCUUCCGCACGAAACACAAGCUGGACUUCACGCCCAUCGGUUGCGAUGCCAAGGGACGUAUCGUACUUGGCUACACUGAGCUGGAGCUUGCCAUGCGUGGCACUGGGUACCAGUUCAUCCAUGCCGCCGACAUGCUGCAUUGUGCGGACAACCACGUGCGAAUGAUGAAAACUGGGGAGAGUGGCAUCACCAUCUUCAGGCUGCUCACCAAGGGCAACCGCUGGGCUUGGGUACAGGCCAAUGCGCGCCUCGUCUACAAGAACGGCCGCCCAGACUACAUCAUAGCAACACAAAGGCCACUCAGCAACGAGGAGGGAGAAGAACACCUGCGCAAGAGGGCACUGCAGUUCCCUUUCGCCUUCACGACUGGUGAAGCGAUGCUCUACGAAACAGGCUUCCUGCCCCCGGAGAUGCAAGGGAACCUUCCCCCGAAAGAUGAAAAUCAUCUGUUAAUCAAGAGGAUGAGCAGCGGGAAGAAUUCUGAGUGGGACAAGAAGGUGGAUCCCAGCUCGCUGCUCGGUGCCAUGAUGCAGCAAGACCAGACCGUGUACGUGCGGCCACCAGCCACUGAGAGCCGUUUUGCCACCGACUUGGCAGGAGGUUUAAGCAUGCCUAGCUUAGUGGCAGAGUCUUCACACAGCGUCGGUCAGGCUUCUGGGUGGAAUGGAGGCAAGGGCAGUUUGUUAAGCUACGUGAAGAUUGAGUCUGACGUGGAGAAAAGCCUCUCUGAGCCAAGUUCAUUGGAUUCUGGCUUUCAAGUUCCAGACGAAUUGAAUGAUAUUCUGGAAACACUGGGCCUAACUAUAGAUGACAUUGAGUUACUUGAGGAGGAGGAGAAACAGCUGAUGAUGGAUGUGGAUUGUACACCAGACCUUGAGAGUAUUCUUUCAAAUGAUGAUAUCCUUUCCUUGGUUCAGGAGUCACUCAAUAAAAACAAAUACCUGAGGGUACAACAGCCACAGAUGCGUCAUGGAAGCAGCAAUGAUUCCAACAUGCAAACAUUUGAGAACUACUUGCAGCCUUCACAGACAUUCAACGGAAGGUUGCAGUCCCAUCUUCCAACACAGAAAAUGCGUCCGUAUGGACAGUUUGGUGCAAUGCCUGCUGAUGGCAUUGAACAAAAGUUUAAAGUCCCAUGCAACAUGCAGGGUUCAAUAAGUACAAGUGGAACACAACCUACAUCCAUCCAGAAUGUCAGCUUGCAAAACACUCCCUUUGUAAGUUCUGUCCAGAAUGCUCAAAAUGGUCCACUUCAAUGUGCAACACAUAAUACUGUGUUUCAAAGUGGAAUGAGCCAAAAUAUAGUGCAAGCCACAACCAGGAAAAGCAACAUGCCUGGUCAGCUAUCAAACUUGCAGCCUCAGGACUUCAAAGGACAGCCUUGGGGCACCAUGCAUGCACAAAGUCAAGAUUUUGCAAACACGAUGCAAGGCCACUUUGUCAUGAAUGGAAGUGAAGGGCAAAAUGUAGCAGCAACUCAGAGCUAUAGAGACAGGUUUCCAGGGCAAAGCAUAACUUACAAUGACACAAUUAAAUAUGGAGUCCUUUCCCAGAAUCUUGUGAAUGGUGUACUGCCACAGAACCAAAUGGGUGGAGUCACUGUCCAAAGUCCAGUCAGUGCCAUGCAGGUUGAAAGUCCACUGAAUAGUCUUCCGGUUCAGAGUGCAUUAAAUACAAUUCAUGGCCAAAUGCAAAUGAGUAGCCCAGUAGUGCAAAGUCAAAUAGAUGCUGUACCAACGCAUGACAGUGCUCUUGAAAACAUUUUAUCCAAAAACUGCAUGCAAACAUCAUUGGUUGGUGCUCAACCACAAGGCACCUGUGACUGGCCUCGUAAGACUCGCCCGCAAAACAUGCAUCUGCAGCCAAUGGAGUUUCCUGGAGGACAUACUGCAAACUUUAAUGGGACAGUCGGCCACAGAGAGUUCAGCGCACCACAGCAAACGUGUAGCACUGGAGUAGCAGUUCCUUUACAGCAAUCGUCAUUUCCCGGCCAAUCCCAACACUUCAUGGGCUACUCCACAGACUCGUCGCAGUUGGGAAAUGCAAGGAACCAACAAGUGAACUCACACGAGUAUAACAACGACCAACAGCAUCAUCCGCUCCAGCAUCAAGGCCAAUACAAUGAGGAAAAACGUAUGGCUCCCUGCAAUUUCCAGAUGCAGAGUUCCUGUCCGCCAGCCAAUCAGCAACGACUCACUGCUGAAGAGAUGGCGGCCAUUUACUGCACUCAAGGCAGUGUGCUGCUCCCUGCUGGUGGCGUCGGUACGGCGAACGCGGCAAGCCUGGCUCCUGCAGAUGGCGCUCAACCCUACCCUGAGAUCAGCCAGACGGAAUACUACGGAUAAGUGUUUGAAAAGAAAAGUUAGAUAUUCUUCAUGGGCUCAAGUGAUGGGUUUUUUUUCUCCAGAUCCCCAGAAGGCACGUUCAAAGGACGAAGAAAACAUGGAAUGUGAAAAACAGUGAAUCGGACGUUCAAGAAAAAUUGCACGUCAUGUAUAUAGACCACAUUUUGAAAAUACCAAUAAUGAAGUGUUUAUCUCAACAAAAUUCAAACACGCAUGAGCAUUAUUGAAUGCAAGUUCACAUUUUAGUGUAUGCUUUGAUCCGCGUAUGAGGUCAUGCACAAAAUCUUCUUUACGCACACUUUGGUGUAUGCUGCUUGAAUGCUCUUAAGGAAGGAUUAAAUAUUUUCCGAAUGAACACUUCUGUGAGCUUUAUAUCUCGAUGAGCAAGCUGCUUGUCGUUUCCAGCUUUCUGUGUCUUACACAGCAGAAGUUAUUUAUCUUAACAAUGGUACACACAUUAAAUAUAUUCCUAAAUGGUAUCUGCAUUAUCAUCAACGUUGGUGCUUGAUUAUAUUUGCAUAGUCACAGCAACGUAAUAGUUAUUGUAAUCAGAACGAAUGUUAUUGUUAGAGAAUGGCUGCAGUAAUUGUUUGUCGGGUCAUAUCACAUACAGAAGAGAAUGUCUGUAAAGGGCUGGUCUGUUCUGAAAUGUUAUAGUUACCACACAAUGGGUAAAUACAGUACACCCUUUUGAUUUACAGUUUUUAAAAUGUGUCAGGCAUACCAAUGUUGUGUCCAGAGCACAACAUAAGUGGCCUAGAGUUCUAACAAUUGCAGGUCGUCCACUGGGUUGACAGUACAGUAAUUAAAUUCAAGCAGAAACAUUUAAAUAUUGAUGAUUGCAGUAAUGCAGCUGUAUUGUCAGUUUGUCCAAGAUGAUCCUGACACUGCAUUAAUUGUUGAAGCAUGCAAUGGCACCAUUUCCAACUAGCUUUCAAUGGCACUACACUGGUUCCAUACAACAAAAGUACAUGGUACCUAGAAGAAACACUAGUCUCAUGAAUGGAAUUGUUUUUACACAGCUGUUUUACAACUGCAAUUGUGCACAGCACGGUUAAUUUAAAACUAAAAAAUACAUACAUUAUGUAAGCAAUGGCUCAUUAUUUAGCUCUCAAAUACUACACGGGUUUGUGUAACAAGCUAAUCGCACUUGUUUGCAAAUACUGAACUUUGCACUUGUUUAUUUUCUCACACAGCCACUGCAAGAGAGGGCACUGCGAUCAGUCUUUCACGCACUUUUGGCAACAUAAAUAAUCCCUUCUUGACUGUGGAGACCAAAUUCUAUUCAGUUCUUCACUCAUGUUAGUUUGGUCCUCAGUGAAAUGUAACCUAUCUUAAGAUGUGCAUUAGGAGGAAAUGUUUUAAAGUGUUACCAAGUAAAACUCCAGCAUAUACCAUUGUUAAUACCAUCAAUUUGUGCGAUUCGCAAACAUUGUCUAUGAAACCAGUAAAUACAUAUUUUUGUUUAUUUUACUCGAGUACAUCCAUUCUGUAAGUAAUCAUUUAUUUGGUCCUCUGAUGAUGUGUAUAUACAUAAACUACAGUGUAUCAGGCUUCUUUCUGGUCUAUAAAGUCUAUUUUGAUAUUUUUGCUUCCAUUAAAAUAUCUUCCACUGCAGGUUCUUUACAUUACCUCAAAAUGAGGUGUCGUUUUAAGUUUGUUUGUUCAUUUCUCAGUCUUAAGUAUGCAUGUUAAUUUCUGUAGUGGAAGAGGUUGUGGGAAUUAGAUAAAUUAGAAAAUCGUACUUGUUUUUUUCUUGUUUAAAAUGGUUGUAAGUUGUCAUAUCACAACUUAAGAUAAAACAUUUACUGUUUGAGGCUCUUAUUCUUGUAAUUAUGUAGUAAAUAUUGUAUCAAAAAUAUUUUUACUUAACAUUAAUUAGCACUUACUGUGAGGACAAAUCAUGAAAAUUGUAAUCCUUACUGUAUAAAAUACAUGGUAUACAAUAUACAGUAUACAUAAUUGCAUAUUGGAGCUGGUUGAUGACAAAUUGUCCAUAUAAACUGUUUAAGUUUAUUCAAAUGUCAAUUUGGCUUUGCUCAGUUUUUCUGCUGCUGUGUUAACUAUGUUUUCAAUUGCAUGCAUUGCUUUUCUAUAUUUUUGUUACUAAUUGUUAAUAAAAACAAGAUGGAGACUUGGGAUAGUUUUCAGGCCUUGUGUAAGAGGUUUGGAUAGGGACACUAAUAACUAGUGAGAAACAGUUUUAAUUGUUAUUGUUCUUUUAAGUCACUAAUGUGUUGUUGUAAUGGUAGUCUGUUAGUUGCAACAUGGUGCUUAACAUAGUUUCAGAAAUAUUGGUCUCAAGGUCAAUCAAAAAUAAGUCAAACACAAAUGUGUGUCAACUUUCAAGGAAACCGAGGCAAUGAGUUGGGAGAACCUGCAGAUGCUCAUUGGUUGCCACUUUUUUUUCAAAAUAGGCUUGACAUUGAGUAGACGGCACAAGUGAAGUGUAGUGGUAACACAGUAAAGUGUACAUGUAUGUCCAUGCCAUUAACAUGAACAUUUGAAAACUCAAAUGCUGUAUAGAAAUGCAUUUUUUACCCUCACUUUGUUAAACAUGUAUGUACCAGCUCUUAAUCUUUAUAUGUAUACUGUAUAUAUGAAAUAUGUAUUCACAAACGUAGAUUGCAUUGCUAUUGCAUAUAUAUUACACAAUAUAUUUGGCUAUCAUAUAAUUGAUAUUGUACAGUACUAAUAUUUAAUGAGUUUUUACACAUGUCAAAUACCAUUUGUUUUUGUUAUAUUGUUAGAUUUUACUAUUUGGCAGCCGACAGCAUGUUUUGUAAAUCAUUAACCUGCUCAACACACCAGAAGUUUAAAACUAAAAUCUACUGUCCUGGAGGCAAGACCUUUUCUGUGGUCUCGCUUCACCACACACACGAAGCUUCACACUGUGGAAGCCCUCAGUGCUAUCACUUCUGUGGCCAUCAGUGGUUUUCGUGAGCUACACAUCAGGGGUUAGAUUUUUUGUUGCUAAUGGAGUUUGCUCCCUUAGUGUGGUGCUAGCAGGGACAUAGCACAGGCCAGUUUGGCUCAGGACUGGCUCUCAAGUAUUAGCCCGCUCGAGUUGUGAGCAAUCAGCUGAGCCCUGCAGCAUUUCAAUGUUUUGGUAACAGAGAAACAAGUCUUGGUCAUAUGCAACCUCUUAAGCGGUGGCAAUGAAUUGCCAGGGCUCACCUCAUCAUGAUCUCUUCAUGCAUCUUUCUCCUUAUAUGAGUGAAGGAGGUGCGGAUGUGACUGGUGGUGGCCCACCACUUGGCAGGUGUAGAGAACAGAGUUGUCGAUUGGCGAGGUCACAAAACUCGUGAGGUCCGGGGAGUGGAGCUUGCUGUGUCAGGAUUCAGUCAGGUUCAGACUGACUGCCUUGAGGUGAAGAUGGCCAUAUUUUAUAGGAUCAGCUUGACAUCGAAGGUGCUUGACGUUUGAAGUCACAGAGAAGCUGUACUCGCCGAAUCUACAAAUCAUUGGCAUACAUUUGGGAUCUGGUGUUCAAUUAAAUAAUCUGCCAUGUCAGUAGUUUUGAACGUUCGAGUGGAGGAGUUUCAAAAAGGGACUGGCCCUAUCCUUGCUCCAUAAGAGUGGCCACAAUUUUGAUGGGUUUAAAGGAAAAUUGGUUGGCUCAUCUAGUCUGGUCAUCAAGCAAUAUGUCAAGUGAGGUCCUGCAGUGAGGUUGGAGGUGGUCCCAAUGAAACCCUCUAGCCUUUAGAGUGUAUUGCAAAUCAGACUUUGAGUCCCUGGCUACGUGUUAAUUUAAGCUUUUGAAUAUGAAAAUUGUGUUUCUGGUGGCCGGUACCUUGACCAGGAGAGUUGGAGAAAUCCACGCGCUACUGUAUAUUGCAACCCUUCAGUCAUUGUUCUUCAUAGGGAUAAGAUAGUGUUGACGAUCCUGCCAGGUUUUUUUCCCAAAGUGGUGUCCAAGAUUCACGUAAAUCAGGAAAUUGUUAACCUAUUUCUGCCCAAACCAUUCAGAUUUGAGGGGCAGAGGUUCUUACAUAAUCGUGGACGUGAUUUGCUACUUGACGUUUUAUUCUGGGCAAAACAAGGAUUGGCAUUAAAAUGAACAACGUGUGCUUUAUUGAGGCUCACAGUUAUUUAGGUAGUCUCAAAAUCGAGAAUUGGCAUCUGUAUCAUGAAUUAAGAGGUAUUCAGCCAUCUCUAAGCUGUAUGUAUGGUCCUCUCUGCAAAAGGGCUAUGGCGACGCCAUGCUAGCAAAGUGCAAGCUCAACUGGAGAGGUAUUUGUGAGGGGGCUGUGGUGAAAACCACACUUUAGUUAAGCACUACAGGCUUGACACUGGCCUCAAGGGAUAUCACGUUUGGCAAAGCAAUUCUCUUGUUGGGUGUCCCUUAGUUUCAUUGAUGCAUUAUUCUCCCACCUCCGGAAAGGCUAUGUAUUGUUUUACGAUUUCCAGAAUGUCAAAAGCUGCUGAAGGUAAACACAUGAAACCUGGUUUUGUAAGGCAGCCAUUGGCAUGUUCCACUCCCUUCUUCCCCACUGAAUGAGGGAUCUGUAGUUUUUGUGUGUCCCCAUCUGUCUCAUUUAUUUGAGAGCAGUUUGGAGUUUUUUUUAUUGUUUAGUUUCAACAGUCACUGAGGGCUUCAAUUGCACAGGGUGACCUGCGUGGUGAUGUGGAGCCCCAGCAGUGACGGGUGUUACCUAAGGGUGGUUAUUUUUCGAGUUUAAGAACUUCUGGUGUGCUGGGCAUGAAGUGAAGUUAAUGAUUUAUGAAGCAAGUUAAUUUCUGACUCAGAAAUCCAUGCUUUAGGUACUGCUAGUGUAAUCCUAGUAGUCAUAGCCUGAUGUUAUAUCAUAGAUGGAGGUAAAACUUUUUUUUAUCGUAUCAUAGUCAUUCUAAUUUUAGGUUUUUUUAGCUUUUAUAAUACAAUAUUUCAUUACCAUGUUUAUAUAUUGUGUCGGAAUAUUUGACCUACUUGAUUUGAAGCUUUCGCGACUGCAGGAAUUACUCUUUGGUUCUUUCGGUAAAGUCGCGUAGAAACGUGACUUUCGUUCUACGUAACGUUACCGAAAGAUCCAUAGAGUAAUAUUUGACAAGGCUGACAACUAAAUCUAACUUGUAAAAAACAUCGUUUUAAUUAAGUGCCUUUAGAUGAAACAAACCGUUUUUAAUACUUGUCGGUUAAUUUGUAUUUGCUGUUUAUAAGUGUAAUUACAGGAAAUAUAUUGCAAGGAAAAAAUAAACAUCUUUGUUGGCGUGA
Messenger RNA from Lethenteron reissneri (Far Eastern brook lamprey), 8965 nucleotides. Its product is annotated as aryl hydrocarbon receptor-like. NCBI's taxonomy places the organism in Eukaryota, Metazoa, Chordata, Hyperoartia, Petromyzontiformes, Petromyzontidae. Gene Ontology annotation, biological process: xenobiotic metabolic process; response to xenobiotic stimulus; regulation of transcription by RNA polymerase II. The record is from RefSeq and is a predicted model, not a curated record. Gene Ontology annotation, molecular function: nuclear receptor activity; transcription cis-regulatory region binding; protein dimerization activity. Gene Ontology annotation, cellular component: aryl hydrocarbon receptor complex; nucleus.